AUGACGUUCGCUCACGCCUCACCGGCCGCUGCCCGGCAGAGCCUGGGCCGCAGCUCACAGCCGCGCCGCUCGGCCUCGACCGGCUGUCGCUGUCGCUGCAGCUGCAACACGUUCUUCUCCGACUCCAAGGCUGCGUCCAACCCGGAGCGAGACAGCCAGCUGCAUGAGCUGCGGCAGGAGCUGCGGGAGGUCAACGUCCAGAAGCAGACCCUCCAGGAGAAGAUAUUCAGCCUGGAGGAGGCGCAGCGGCUGACAGACAACGACACGCAGAUGCUGCAGAGCCAGCUGGAGGCGGACCGCGUUCGCUGUCGCCAAAUGGAGGAGGAGAACGAGGAGCUGAAGGAGGAGAUCCAGCGGCUGGAGACGGCGCUCAAUAACCUGCCCGUGGGCGACGGUGGUGCCACGCGCGACACGGCCGCUCAGAUCACCCAGCUACUGCAGACGCUAAACGAUGACAUGGUCAAGGCGCCCGAGCUCUGCAACCGACUCCGCAUGGCUGCGCAGCAGAUCAUGGACGGCGAGAAGCGCUUGACGAACGAGCGCAGCACGCGCGCUAUGGACCAGGCCGAGGUGCAGUACCUGCGCACCGAGAACCAGCGGCUGCGAGAGCUGGCCUUCCGCGCCAACAUGUCCGCCUUCCAGGCCAGCGUGCAGCUGCCGCAGAACCAGAUGGGUUUCCAGCAGCAGAUGAUGACUCCCGGCGCGCCGUUCGGUCCGGGCGGCGCCUGUGUCGACCCGUAUGCCCAGCAGCAGGUGCGACGCAAGAGCAUGUUCCAGCGUGUGUUCGGCAAGAACACGGCCGAGGACAUGGGGCCGGGCACACUGCAGUACCAGGACGGCAGCCGCGCGCAGUUCGACCCGAUGAUGAGCAUGCAGCAGCAGCGGCUGUCCCUGGCCAUGCAAGAAGACCCGGAUGAGGCGGCGCGUCGCCUGCAGCUCCUCAACCAGGAGAAGACUGGCAAGGGCUGCUGCCGGCGCUAG
Molecule: messenger RNA, 981 nt
Organism: Pollicipes pollicipes
Lineage: Eukaryota; Metazoa; Arthropoda; Thecostraca; Pollicipedomorpha; Pollicipedidae
Exons: 4
Coding region: 1-981 (326 amino acids)
Source: RefSeq, a predicted model, not a curated record